Blepharisma stoltei is the source of this 456-nucleotide messenger RNA. The record is from the annotation of a GenBank genome assembly. NCBI's taxonomy places the organism in Eukaryota, Ciliophora, Heterotrichea, Heterotrichida, Blepharismidae.
AUGAUGCCAGGGUCCUUAUACAGGAUUCAUAAAGAGACUAAAACAAUCGAAAAUUCACAUUUAUAUAGCAUGUGGCCAAUUGAUGAUAAAAAUAUGUAUGAUUUUAUAGGAACUAUAAUAGGACCUCAAGGAACUUCUUAUGAAGGUGGAAUAUUCUUUUUAAAAAUUCAAUUUUCAGAUCGUUAUCCUUUCGUUCCUCCAAAUAUUAGAUUUUUAACUCCAAUAUUUAAUCCAUGUAUAGAUACUAAUGGAAAUAUAACUCUAGAAAUACUAAGAGAUAUGUGAACUCCUGCAAUGACAGUGGAAAAACUUUUGCUGACAAUAAUGAGCACAUUGAAUAGUUUUGAUAUAGAAUAUUCACCUCCUAAUGAAAGUAUUUUGGAAAUAUAUAAAAAUAAUCCAACACAAUAUGAGACGAUGGCUAGAGAGUGGACAAAGAAAUAUGCAAUAGAUUAA